Messenger RNA from Trichoderma aggressivum f. europaeum, 468 nucleotides. RefSeq lists its product as uncharacterized. Lineage: Eukaryota; Fungi; Ascomycota; Sordariomycetes; Hypocreales; Hypocreaceae. Gene Ontology annotation, molecular function: U6 snRNA binding. The coding region runs from base 1 to 468 and encodes 155 amino acids. Gene Ontology annotation, biological process: mRNA splicing, via spliceosome; P-body assembly; nuclear-transcribed mRNA catabolic process. The transcript has 3 exons. Gene Ontology annotation, cellular component: spliceosomal tri-snRNP complex; P-body; U6 snRNP. The record is from RefSeq and is a predicted model, not a curated record.
AUGCUCCCCCUCGGAUUGCUCAACGCCGCCCAGGGCCACCCCAUGCUCGUCGAGCUCAAGAACGGAGAGACUCUUAAUGGGCACCUGGUCAUGUGCGAUACAUGGAUGAACCUCACCCUGAAAGAGGUGGUGCAGACAAGCCCGGAAGGGGAUAAAUUCAUGCGCCUCCCAGAAGUCUACGUCAAAGGAAACAAUGUACGUUUCUCAUCCCCCCCUAGCACGCACCACCGGGUUCCUCGCGACCACCAACUGACGCUCUCCGGGGCUCACCAGAUCAAAUACCUCCGCGUCCCCGACGAAAUCAUCGACCAGGUCACCGAGCAGCAAAAGGGCCAGCAAGGCGGCUUCCGUGGCGGCCGUGGCGGCCACCAGUCAAGAGGCGAUCACGGCGGCCGAGGAGGCGGCGACAGGGGACGAGGAGGCCGUGGCGGAGGCAGAGGAGGUCGUGGAAGGGGGCGCGGCCAGUAG